ACGUGCAAGGAGGGUGUGGGGAAAGGAACGGAAGCUUCUGGGUCUGAGAGAGGCGAUUUCACAAGGGAGAUCUCAAUUCUGAACCGGAAUUAGGGCUUUGUUUUCAUUAUCUUCACUCUGCAAUGUCUUCUCCCGCUGAGUUUUAUCACUCUCUUCCGCCUAUAACCAAGGCUUAUGGCACCAUUUGCUUGUUGACUACCGCUACUUAUCAUCUGGGUUUAUGCCCUCCUGUUCUCAUUGCACUGUUAUACGAACAAGUGUUCUAUCGUUUUCAGGUUUGGAGGCUGUUCACGAACUUCUUUUUCCUUGGACCAUUCUCUAUCAAUUUUGGGAUCCGUCUCUUAAUGAUAGCAAGGUAUGGUGUCCAACUUGAGCAGGGACCAUUUGACCGACGAACUGCUGAUUUCUUGUGGAUGAUGAUAUUUGGUGCCUUUUCACUGUUGGUUUUGUCUGCUAUCCCCAUAUUUUGGUCCCCAUUUUUGGCAGUACCACUUGUUUUUAUGCUCCUUUAUGUUUGGAGUAGAGAGUUUCCAAAUGCCCAAAUCAACAUAUAUGGACUUGUUGCACUUAAGGCCUUCUAUCUUCCAUGGGCGAUGCUUGCUUUGGAUGUCAUUUUUGGCUCACCUCUUAUACCUGAUCUCUUAGGUAUCAUUGCAGGACAUCUGUACUACUUCUUGACAGUGUUACAUCCACUAGCAGGUGGAAAAAACAUUUUGAAGACUCCAAUGUGGGUACAUAAAUUGGUUGCAAGGUGGAGAAUUGGAGCGCGACCGAUUACCCGUGGGCAGCCUACUAAUGACCCACAGCAAGAGAGGGGCUCGGGAGUUGCUUUCAGGGGAAGAUCCUAUCGAAUUAGUGGAUAGAUGUAAUAAGGGGCUUGAGUUUACCUGAUCAUCUUCCCUUAUUGGUUGGUGACAUGACACCACUGACAAAUAGGCUAAAAUCAGUUGAGAAUUAGAAUGGGAACAGUGUAUGAAAUUUGACGGUUCAUUGAAAAGCAAACUUUCUUUUGAGGGCGCCUUACAAUUUUCAAUGGUUUCUCUGAGGAGCUUUUACUUGUAAGAAAAAAAGAGUUGGUAAAAGUUUAUGAAUUAAUUGUCAAAUGUUCAUUCUAAAUUCAUUUCUUUGCCUCACCUUCCAGAG
This is a messenger RNA of Abrus precatorius (Indian licorice), 1143 nucleotides long. Its product is annotated as derlin-1. NCBI's taxonomy places the organism in Eukaryota, Viridiplantae, Streptophyta, Magnoliopsida, Fabales, Fabaceae. The record is from RefSeq and is a predicted model, not a curated record. Bases 123 to 863 code for a protein of 246 amino acids. Gene Ontology annotation, cellular component: Hrd1p ubiquitin ligase ERAD-L complex; endoplasmic reticulum membrane. Gene Ontology annotation, molecular function: ubiquitin-specific protease binding; misfolded protein binding. The transcript has 7 exons. Gene Ontology annotation, biological process: endoplasmic reticulum unfolded protein response.